Durusdinium trenchii is the source of this 3639-nucleotide messenger RNA. The record is from the annotation of a GenBank genome assembly. Lineage: Eukaryota; Dinophyceae; Suessiales; Symbiodiniaceae.
AUGGAUGAAACAGCUGUGGGCAUCCCUGACAGCACUGUUGGCGUGGCAGCGACACUGGCUCAGCGUUACAUUCAGGACCAUGCUGUGCGUCGAUGCGAUGUUGGGAGGGCCUCUGGCAAAGGUCAACACAAGAAAUGGUUGCCUUCAGCUCUUCUUCGAGCAGCGUUUGGAUGGGCGUCCUCCAGCGCUUUGCAGAAGAGUGUCAGUCUUGCCACAAGAUCCAUAACUUCUAUGGCGCUGCGGACCGUGGCUUACUGGAUGGAAGGCAGUCAUGGCAUGGUUGGGAAGGCACAAAAUGCAAUUGCAGCCAUGUUCAUGCACUGCCAACGGCUUUAUUGCGACGCAGUGUUGCAAAGUGGUCGACACCCUGAUGGAGAGACCCUUCGCUUUGGGCGAUUGGUGGUUGAGUUUGACGAGACCAGCCAGUUACAAAGAUUGCGCUACGGAUCAGAGAAAAGAGUGGUGGAAGCCUCUUUCAGUGUAAUGGUGCAGCGUUCUACUUUGCUGGCGGUGGAAGGCUCUGGCUCAGCUAAGUAUUCAUCCUUGGUCAUUUGUCCAGCUGCUCUACGUCGAGCAACUGCAGCUGGAAUUUGGAAAGCAAUUUGCUGCAAGCAGCCUGUGCACCCACUGAGAUGGGCCUCCGCCUUUGAUCUCUAUGUCUUCACGCUAGUGUCAGAUUGCGCGCCGGCGAAUCUGAAGAUGAUCAAGUGGGUUCAAAGUCAGCUGCCUCCGAACACCUUGUUUAUCCAUCAUCCUUGCUUUAUGCACGAGGCGCAUCAUACUGUGGAAACGGUUUGGCGUGGUACAGGAUUGAACUCCAUGUUUUGUAUGGCAAAUGUUGUCUCCUAUGGGCAAACAUUCAUGGACUUGAUGCUUCAAGCGCUAGCUAUCAUUCGGUCAAGCUUGCAGGUCCGUCAUGACCCACCAAAUCCGACAUACAGGAAAUAUGCUAUGUCAAUGUUGGAGAUUACCUUCAAGCUAGCAGAUGAGAAGCUUGACAGCGCCCCAGCCAUGCUGUCACAGAGUCAGAGACUGCGUAUGGAGCUGUUUUGCGAUAUAUUCAAUGGUGACUGGAAGGAGGGGACGUUGUGGCACCACUGCAGUGUUUUUUGCAAAUGCGGCGGAAGCAAAACAAAGCUUAUUGAACUUGCAACGAGUUUGUUCAUGGAGAUGGUGAUGAGCUCACGGCCCAGAAUACCGGCGCUGAAUCGUUGGCUUAGAUGCGCUGAUACUGCACGUUGGUUUCUGCUCGGCAUAGCUUGCCACAAUCUGUUGGGGCAGGCAUUUGCGCAGCUCUUCAGCAAACCAGACAAGAAGGGUGCAGGCAAGUCUGCGGACGCAGGAUCUAUUUUGCAGCUGCUCUCCUCAAUCAUGUGCGACAUUGCAGGCUGUGAAACUGAUGGGAAUGGAGAAAUCAUAGCAAAGCCUGAAGAUGUAGCAUCUGCAUCUUUCACGGCAUCAGAUAUACCAGUAGCAAAAGUGCAGGGCGUACGAGCUGCAAAAGGAUUAGCCUGGUUACAGCGAAUUGAGACACCGUGUGAGAUUCUUGCUGCAGUUGUGUGCACGGAACAUGUUGGGCAUCUUUCAGCGUGGCUUCUAAAAGGGCAGUCACACCAAACCUGGCUGCACAGGGAUCCACAAGAAAGGCCGCUGGUGGCCUUGGCAACACUACGCUACAGUCCUGCGGCUAAGUGUGUGGAUGCACUGUUUCACCUCUUGCAUGACGGCAAAUCUGGCAGGCUUGCACUCUUUGAUGGCCUUCAAGGGAGUGGUGUGGACACAAGUGCUUGCAAUGAUGGCGAUGAACAACAUGAACAUGAACCUUUGUGUCUUGGCAUUGUCUUCUUCUGUACACUGCAUGUGGCAACCAAGCUGUGGAGAAGGCUAAUUGAGCCGCAUCAAGCGUUCCCUUGGAAACUGGCUGCUCUUGCUGACAACCGUCUUAGCCAAGAAGAACAUGAGUCUAUUCUUCUUGACUUUCGGCGUGCUAAAAGCUGUUGUCUAGAUGAGGGCUUUGGAGCACGGCUGCAGCAGCGGGCUAUAGACGACCCAACAGUUCUAUUGGAAGGCGGGAAGCUACACCCCAUAGUCACUUUGCUGACUCACCAAAAGAUUAUCAAUGCGGAGAUUGAAGACAAUUUUGCACGUGCCAACUCUGUAGCAAAGCUGGCAAGAGGAAAGCCUGUGAACCUCUCGACAAAUUGCUGCAAGCACGUGCUUGCUGAGCUCAAGCAGGAACAUGUUGCUCAAGUUGCUCAACUACCUUCAUGUCGUACCACAGCGGUGGACAAGCGCUUUCCUGAUUUGAAGUGCAUCGAUCGUAUCAAGCCCCCAGCCUGGAGUCCAGUCUUACUUACGGGUCUGUUGCCUCAGGGUUUGGAUCAGGCACCAUCAGGGAAUGAUGGAUCAAACGAUGACGAUGAUAAUGCUGAUCAUCGUGACAGUACAAUCAUGGGUGCUCUUCUAGGCAUAGAGCGUGACCUUUCUGCUUCUGAGCUGUGUCCAUGGCAACAGUGUCCACAGCAAGCGCAACGACGGGAUACAGACUACCAGGCUAUCACCAAGGGCAUUCAGGCGCUAGCAAGUGCAAAAUCACAUGGUCAGAAGCGAAAGCGUGCGCGAGGAAACUUUGGAUUCUUUCAGCACGUGGCCAACACAAGAGUGUUGCUGGCGAGAAACCCAGGGGAAGUCAAGGGAGAGUUUGAGAAGCGAGUGCGUGUUCAUGCAAAGGAGACUUGGAAGGAGGAGCAAGAGACACGGGAUGCUUGCAAAGAGCAAGCUGUCAAGAAGAGAAGGACAGGCAACAGUCAGCACAGGUGUGCCCCUAAUGUUGCUCCAGAAAGAGAUGCAGCUGCAAGCGGUUAUGGGCAUUGUGGACUUGGCGAUCAUCAAUACCCUAUUGAAGAAAAGCUUUUCACUGCCAUUGCUGACCAACCUGGGUUUAGUGACAGGCUGAACCAAAUGUGGGGUGACGCGCAUUCUGAUAUCACUGACUGUGGGGACACUGACUUGCCUCUCAAGAAGGGCAAACCCCUAUGCCUCAGCUUUUGCAGAGCAAGGUGUCUUUCAGGGCAAAGCGCCGACUCGCAGCUCGUGUUUUCAUCCACAAGGAACCUUAUGUUGAACAUUUGCAGAAGUUUGCAGCCACUAUACAAGAAGAUUACGAAGCAAAUCUCACCGUCCACUCGGCACCCUGUGCUCCUUGUCCAAUCUGUUUGCAAGGAGACAGGGGCAGUUCUUGCGUGCAAUGGAUGGGUGCUGUCUCUAGCCGGUUUUCGUCCUUUGCGUGUGGAUGGCAUUGAGCUAGAACUGCCGGACCUUGGUGCGCUGGUGCCUCCUUGCGAUGUGAGGUUGAAAUCGGCCAAUAUCUUCAAGUCGGUGCUUUCCACAUUCUGUUUUGCGAGUAUGGACAGAAUUGCAUUUGACAUCGCGCAAAGCCACACGGCAUAUGUGGGACCUUCUGGCACAGGCAGGCUGGAAUAUUGCUUUCAGCCCCAGUACACCCUUGCCUGGGGACAACUGACUUCUUUGCAUCUUGCCAAUCAGUUGACAUGGACUCCAGUUUGCCUCGUCGGCCACGACAAUGAUGGUGAUGGUGAUGACAACGAGGGUGAUCAGGAUGACGCUAAUGAAGAUUAG